AUGACUAAUAAUCAUUUCAUUUUCAGGGCUAUUAAACCAAGGGCAUAUGCCAUUACCGAAGAUCCAGAAAAAGACCCAGUCCACAUUUACCGGACAUAUGAAAGUAAAAGGCCAAUAGAAAUGUGUAAGGAUGACAGCCCAUUCUUCCUGAGCCCAGGCAGCAAAACACACAAAUGUUGGUUUAAAAAGUGCCCUAUGGGAAUGAAUGCUAUUUAUGGCAUUAUGAACGAGAUGAAAGCAGAAUCUGGCAUUGAAAACCCAAGAAUAACACCAUACAGCUCAAGAAAAAGGAUGAUACAGAAGUUAAGUGAUGAAGGAGUUCCUGCUAAUCAGAUUAUGCAGAUUUCUGGCCAUAAAAACAUCAACAGCAUCAACAACUACAGUAAAUUAAACCCGAACCAAAAUCGUCAAAUAUCUGACAUACUGUCAAAUAAACCAAGCAGCACAGUUUCAUCAUACCAGUCAACCGUAGAACAAGCUGAAACAACUAGAAAUCUUGAAAAAUCAUGGGCUUUUCAAUCAAAUGGUUUCCCGCAGGGCUUCUUCACUAACUCAAUAUACAUGGUAACGAAAUUAUUAAUAUGGGGAAAAGAACAGAAAGUCAGCAACUUUCUCAGACAAACAACCUACAAAUAUCCUGUGAGCAACCUAGUUCAUCACAUUUAUAUCAAGAUUCCCCUCCAUUGGCAUUCCAUAAGCAAAGGCUUUAUAAACGCAUCAGAUGCAUUUCAGACAGCGACAGUGACUAAAUGA
Ruditapes philippinarum (Manila clam) is the source of this 753-nucleotide messenger RNA. RefSeq lists its product as uncharacterized. Gene Ontology annotation, biological process: DNA integration; DNA recombination. The record is from RefSeq and is a predicted model, not a curated record. Gene Ontology annotation, molecular function: DNA binding. The coding region runs from base 1 to 753 and encodes 250 amino acids. The transcript has 2 exons. NCBI's taxonomy places the organism in Eukaryota, Metazoa, Mollusca, Bivalvia, Venerida, Veneridae.